Messenger RNA from Xylaria bambusicola, 3198 nucleotides. RefSeq lists its product as uncharacterized. Bases 480 to 2954 code for a protein of 824 amino acids. NCBI's taxonomy places the organism in Eukaryota, Fungi, Ascomycota, Sordariomycetes, Xylariales, Xylariaceae. The record is from RefSeq and is a predicted model, not a curated record. The transcript has 5 exons.
AGUCAAACCAUUAGCGUCACUAUGCGCUUGGCUACUCAGCCGGUCACCAGAUAUUGAUACCUAGGUUCAACUAUACCUUUUCAGCUACAGGCGUCUUAUCAAGGCCAUUUUUAGCUUGUCCAAGGAUUGUGUUGCGCUUGAUAAUCACGAAACUACAGUAACACUUAAUGGAUCUAACGAGGUAAGUCAGGCGACCUCUUACACAAGUUACACGGUAAUGUUCCUCUAGUCGUACCUACGAUCAUGGUUCCAACGAUAAACUUGCCCCGUGUCUCGCUCAGCGGCUAUCGUAUCGGUUCCUUCCGACUUGAUCAUCACCCCUAUGCAGAGAUAUGUUAUGAGUUGUAUCGAAAAGGAUUUAUAUCAACAUAGAAGCAUGGGACUAGGUCAUCAUGAAACUACAUAUAUGAACCAGCCCCUUCAGUAUGGCAUAAACUUCCUUUCACAGCAUUCAUGAAAACUCAUGCACACUCAAUCCAAUGUCUUCAUUGCAAGCGCGGUCCCGCGAUCGCACUUCUCCAGUUAACUAUGCUCAUGGCACAGAUCAGUCUAGCAACAUGACUCGCUUAGCCGAUCUCACGCCGGAUUCACACGUGGAGUGCGGGGACACCCCAUUUCCUAGAACCGCUGCGUCGGUAAACCCAGCUCCAGGAACGGCGGACCCGAUCUUUAGCGGCCUAUACGCAUCGCCAGCCUCCAUGGCGUCAUCCGCGACUGCGAUAUCCUCAUCGGGACCAGAACACAUAAUCUCUGAAGACAUCUCACCUACGCCCAGCCAAGGAGACACACCGCUGCUAGGCUCGCCGAAUCUAGGAGAGCAGCCAGAGAUUUCUAGCUCGGGCCGAUUGCCAUUGAAGGAAUCACUUGGCCGCACCGGGUCCGUGACUAUCUUCGGCGGAUCGGCUCUCAUCCUAAUCAGCAUUGGCUUUCUCUCGCUCCUGUGGUUUGGCUAUGGCGAUGAGCCCGAAGGCGCUAAAGCCCCUUGGCUCUGGAGACGAAUUGCCGUCAACGAUUGGAUGACGAGAGCAAUCACUAUCUCGGCGCUAGUUCUGCGAUCCGUCGUCUCCAUCCAGGUGGCACUAUGCACAUCCAUGACCGCCGCGCUGGUGCUCGAGAAGCGGUCCGCCCGCAAAUCAGACGUCGCCUACCUCUCAAUCGCGCGUAGCACCAGCGAUGGACCGCGAAAAGUAGCUCAGCUACUAGUUACGUCGAGGUCCUGGUCCGUCCUAGCAUACGUCGAGCUAUGGCUGAUCUGUCUCCUGGCGUUAGUAUCGCUCGCCUUGCAGUUUUCCUCGACAUUGCUCCUCUCAGAUAUCCACGAUUUUGUCAUCGUUAGCAACGCGGAGGCCAGACCGGUCGCCAAUUUCGGCACAUUUGACGUCCUCCAAAGCGACGGCGUCCAAGCCCCCUUGCUGCAGAAUGACCCUAUAUAUGCCAUUUUCGGAGAAGAGCGGUCGAGCGCCGAUAUAACCCCGUCUGAAUCUGGCUUCAGCGAUACUGGCGUUAUACGGAGAGGCUUCUUGCCUUUCCAAGGGAGUAAGAACCGGACUUCGGUCCGCAAGUAUCAAGGGUCGACGUUAGUUACCAACUCCCACAUCGUUUGCGUUCCUCCUCUGAUCAAAGGUCGUUUUGUUCCCCGUGGAGAGGGCAUAGAGUGGCUUGGCGUUGGCCACAUGGUUGGAGCCCUUAACUAUAGCGGCAGCAUUCGGCAGGCUCGUGAAGGACUAGGGCCGCUGUGCGCCGGCCAUAAGUGUGAGUCUGUAGUUUUCGAGUGCAGUAUUCCAGGCAGCCCUGAUGCCUCUUCCCCACAAUCAAACUUUUGCUUUGUCGAAACCGUAGGGAACACUACGCGGGCCAUCGCGAAUCACUGGACCUAUGGACCGCUUUCGUAUUUGAACAUGGAGGCUGAGCCCUGGUCACCCAAUUCUACCAUGUAUCUUGUGUCCAAAUCAAAUGUGGCACCCGCCGGAUGGGAUCAUAUAGUCAACGCGCAACCUAUCCCAGCGCCAAGUAGGAAUGGAGAAUGGAGCACGUAUGAAAUCUCGAGCGGCCAGACCGUGGAUAUCUCAUUGUGCUUUACCCGGUUCUAUACCCAGGCGCGGUAUGUCGACAUGAUUGCCGAAGAGCCUACGCAUGAGCCGGUCGUGACGUGGAAUGGAGGGGGUGUCGAACACGACACUAGGAUGGCCUCUGCUUUUGUUGGCCUCGAGACUCCUAUCAAACCGCCUCGGGAAAGGGGACUGAUGGAUAUGAAUAUCUUAUCUUUGCCAGAUCCAGCCAUACCAGAUGGUAUAGGAACGUACGGACUGGCCUUUCCUGAAUUAAGCGCGAAUGUGAUACAAACAAUUCUUCUGGCAGUAGUAACGAACAGCUUCAUCCCUGGAUCGAUAUCAGGGUGUUUUUUCUGCCAGGACUACUCGUUUUCCAACUCCCAAGCGUUCAACUUAUUAUUCACCGAUACCAUCGAGUCUUCCGGGAGAGCCGCUGCCGCUCUCCAUACCUACUUUGCCAUUUGUGCAAUGACGAUAUACGAUACAUACCUGAGCGGGUUCAAUGUCACCGAGACCGUGCAACUAGCUACCACAAUUUCUAUCCGUACACCUGGGCCGUGUUCGAAAUAUCAAUGCACAGGUUUCAUCUCAGUCACGACACUGCUUGGCGUCCACCUAGUCAUCGUGAUGAUCAUUACCACAGUCUUCGUAGCCCAGGCGAGGUACUCGCGCUGUUCGAAUACAUGGCAUGCUGUGGCUCAACUUAUGGCAAGUGAAGAGCUAGCGGGUGUCCUCGAUCGGAGUAACAACGCUAAGGACGAUGUGAUUACUGAGAAUCUCCGGGCGGACAAUAAGGACGACUUCGUGAAACUUGGACGAACAAACGGAAGUAACCGAGUCCAAGUGCUCGGAGUGGCCGACAAGGCGAAGAAGAAGACGAGGAAGACGAAUGGUCAAUCAUGAAAUUGCCCUAUACAAACAGUGGACAGCAAAGUCAGUAGGAUGUUGAUUUGGGGAAGUUAGAAGUUGCCAUUUAGAUUCUAGAUCUUGGCUCUUGGCCGUUUUGUUUCGCCUCUAGACAUAUUUCAAGUUUUCUCGUUCUCAUGUUCUUCACUAAGACUAUCAAACAGUAGCAUUUAAUUCUCAGAACCGUCGAUAUCUUGGCAUGCAUAGUGCGUUGAUAGUGUCCAUCAUAUCAUACCCGUCG